Messenger RNA from Falco peregrinus (peregrine falcon), 3364 nucleotides. It is a transcript of the gene HUS1, whose product is annotated as HUS1 checkpoint clamp component. The record is from RefSeq and is a predicted model, not a curated record. Lineage: Eukaryota; Metazoa; Chordata; Aves; Falconiformes; Falconidae. Gene Ontology annotation, biological process: double-strand break repair via homologous recombination; mitotic DNA replication checkpoint signaling; nucleotide-excision repair. The transcript has 5 exons. Gene Ontology annotation, cellular component: site of double-strand break; checkpoint clamp complex; nucleolus. Bases 1729 to 2469 code for a protein of 246 amino acids.
GUAUGGAAUAGCCCUUUGGCUGGUUUGGGUGAGAUGCCCUGGCUGUGUCGCCUCCCAAUUUCUUGUGUCCCUCCAGCCCUCUCACUGGAAGGGCCUGAAAAGUCCUUGCCUUAGUAUAAAUGUUACCCAGCAACAACUAAAAACGUCACUGUAUUAUAAAUAUUAUUCUCACACCAAAUCCAAAACACAGCAUUAUACCAGUGACUGAAAAGAAAAUUAAGUCUAUCCCAGCCAAAACCAGGAGACCAGCAGUGUUUGGAACACAGAGGCUGAGAGUGCCAAAAAUAGUGACAGAAAAGAGCACAAUUUGAGCAAACUAAUCACCAGUGAAACAUUCUCUAAUGAGUCCUAAAACCAAGGACAGUUAGGGUAUGUUGUGGGUAAUGCAGUAUACUUGAAACAAUCAUUCAGGGAGAAACUCUAAUACUUGCAUUCGGGCCCAAGACCACCUCUCCAAUCCCCAUGGAGAUGGCUGGUAGAGUAUUUUGUAAGAUGAGCUUAAAUCUUUCCAGGAAAGCCAAACGUUUUUAUUUUCUUUAGGUACAGAAAGAAAGUCUGAUUCACCAGUUCUCUUCAAACACUUACUAAAUGUUGCAGAUAAAUUUUAAGCAUUCUAGUAUUCAACAGAAUAUUCUGAGAUUCAUGACUUGAAGUUUUUCCUAGGUCUUUCUGAACUCUAACAGAAGAGUGCUCCUGUGGCAUGGCCCUUUGGCACAGUCCUCCAGCACUGUCCUGAUGAUGCCCCACACCAGGCUUCCUCAGCAAGAGGGCUUGGUGCCACUCUUAGAAGAACUCUAACCUUCCUGGGUAGGCACAUAGCAACCAGCUACAUCACGAGUGUCUCUCCAGCCACUCAGAGCUGGGGUAAUGAGAUUUCAGAGGGAAUCAUCCAUCUGAAUAGCUUUGCAGAAAAGGUGGAGUCCUAGCAGUACAGCUGCUUGCAGAGAGCCCUCAUUGUGGCCUUCUACAGACAGAAGUUCUGCACCCUCUGCCAAGCAUACUUCCACCCCCCACCCCCAUUAAUAGGAAGUGGUCUUCCAAACCUUCUCCAUGAUGAGGGGUGUGGGAAGGCCAAGGACCAAGAUUUCAGCCCUAACUUCUUCCAUCAGCCUGGAGUGAGAGCUCCAGGACUUGGUGAGCAUUUCCUCGCUGCCUAAGCUGCUGAGUCCUUCACAGGCAAUCGACCCAUUCUUUAUGGAGCUUUCAGGACCCACAGCUCUGCUUGCCCGCUAUGAAGAGAGCAGUCACCACUUAGGCCUCAGGUAGCUUCACAGGCUGCUAGGGCAUGACCAAAACCAGCAAAAGCAGGAGCAGUCAGAGCAGCAAAGUAAGCUUCUUGUAGAACCCUGUGACACCAAGUUCUCAGGAGAGGUUGUCUAUCUAAGGCUAUAGGGCACAGGGCAGUCAGGAGAGGAGCAGGCUGCUGCGCUGUACUGGUGAGGUAACGCAGCCCAUGAGGUGCAAAGGUGAGACAGAGUAAAUGACAGCUCCUGGUGGAUCAGGACAUUGGUGUUCAUUUAAGAAAAACCAAGAUCGGAGCUCUUAACCUGCUUGAUCGCUUCACACAUUCCCUCUCACACCACUCGCCCCUUUCCUCCCAGGGUCUAUUACGAGGUCCUGAGUUCCCUUCGUAGCAGAGACACUGCUGCUGGUCUAGGAAGGUCAGGCAGAAAGCUGUGCUUGGUUCCGUGCUAGCGGUCACUGGCAUUGCCAGCCAAGGGACCCCGGAUGUCCGCCAGCAUUUGCUUGCAUGAAUCUGCCCGAUUUCUAAGAACUUCUCUUCAUUGUCAGGAUCUUCCUCUCUCUUCCAGAAACUCUCCGCCCAGCUCCCGGCCCGCCCCUGGCCGCCCCGGCGGCUCCCGCCCGGGGCUGCGCGGUGCCCGCCCCCGGCCCGCCCCGGCCGCAGUGGGUGGUGCGGCGGCGCCAUGCGAUUCCGGGCUAAGAUCGUGGAUCUCGCCUGCCUCAACCACUUCAGCCGGGAAUUUCUUCGAUGAAUUUCAGAUGGAAGGUGUAGCUCCAGAACACAAUGAAAUCUAUUUAGAGGUGGUGCCUGAGAACCUGUCGAGAGCAUUAAAAACUGCCCAAAGUGCGAAGACAGUGAAGAUCAAGUUAACUAACAAACACUGUCCCUGUCUCAGAGUUGCUGUGGAAUUAGUGAUUGAAGCAAACUUGAGUGGAGAAAUGAACUUGAAAAUAGAAACUGACUUAGUAUCUGUAACAACACAUUUUAAAGACUUGGGAAAUCCUCCCUGGGCAUCAGUGGAUGAAUGUCAAGAUUCUGCUCAAGACAGAGAUCUGGAAAGCAUGGCUGAAGCACGCAUAGACAUCAAGAAGCUGCAGCAGCUGCUUGCUGGACAGCAGGUCAAUCCCACAAAAGCAUUGUGCAAUAUUGUAAGCAAAAGAAUUGUCCACUUCAUCUUGCUUCAUGAGGAUGUUUCACUGCAGUAUUUUAUUCCAGCACUUGCCUGAAUGUUUUGGAAUGUUGGUCACUUUCCAGCCCGAGGCCUUUUCCAUUAAGUCUGGAAACUUUCAUGAGCUGCCAGAGUACUCUCAUGUGAUAUGUUGUUAGAUGCAGCCAUCCGAUGGACAUUAUUUCCAUAUUUAUAAAACUGUUCAAAAUAACUCCUCAUCCAGAAGGCAUUUUUUGUGAAGAGUUACAUGCUAUGAAAGACACAAUGCUGAGGAGCUGGCAUAUCUGAGCAUUAUGGGGAGCAAAGCUGAUAUUUUUAUGUGUUUUUGCGAUGCUUUGAGCUGUGGGGAAGGCAAUGUAGGUUUUGGGUUUUUUUCUUCCUCAUCAACAAUGAUAAAGGUAGAAUUGACCUCUGGAGCUGCUGCUAGGUGUGUUCAGUGUUGUACAAUCCAGCUCCAAGUUAAGAGGUCUCCAAACAAGCUGUCAUACCUCCAUGUAGCAGGAGAGCAGUCUGGAGGGCUGACAGAUUUGCCUUUGCACAGGCCUCCUGAAGAGGUAUGGGAUUGACUUCUGUUGCAGCAGUGAUUACAUGGAAUUGAUGCUGCUGCAUGUUGUGCAGCAGAAAUGUGUCUGAGGCAGAGGAACUUCCUGUGGCUGUCAGCGUGUAACUGGGUGUAAAAGCUGCUAAGGAGCACCAACAGCUUAGCUGUGUCUUUUUGUACCUGGUUGUAUCUUUUGAUCUGACUUGCUCCAACAUAGUACAGUAGAACAGUAGUUCUCUCAGUGCUUGAAUGGAUGUGUUUAGCUCUUGCCCUGAAAGGAUGAGAGAAACAGUCCGAGUUACCUUGUUGAUGUGGGUGUUGAAGGUCUCUGUCUAUGUACAGAACGAGUAUCAUAUGAGGACAUGUGUGAACACAGCAGUUGGUGUGAAAUAAAGAGCAAGUUAUCUCUGGA